Molecule: messenger RNA, 1215 nt
Organism: Knipowitschia caucasica
Lineage: Eukaryota; Metazoa; Chordata; Actinopteri; Gobiiformes; Gobiidae
Source: the annotation of a GenBank genome assembly
AUGGCGUCCGAGAGAAACAGACUGUUGUUGUUGCUUGAGCUGAACAGCAUAGACACUCUGAUGCUCCUGAUUCACAAACGGAGACAGGAGCGGCUGAGACGCGUCCGGAGGUGGUAUGUGCGGCCUCCGCAUGUACCGAGGCCGCGGGCAUUAGACUGUGUCCCUGCCAUUGGACGCUUAAAGGACAUGGACGAAGAAACGCACUUCAAGUACUUUCUAAUGUCGCCUGGUACAUUUGACAAACUCUUAAAGCUCGUUCUGCCUCAUAUCAAGCAUCAGGGCACCCACCGCAUGCCCAUCGAGGCCGCCCAGAGACUGGCUGUGACCAUCCGAGUCUUGGCCUCCGGAGAAAACCAGCAGACUGUGGCUGCGAGCUUCAACCUGGGAGACAGCACUGUGUCUAGGAUUGUGUCAAAGGUCUGCAAGGCGCUGUGGCUGGCUCUACAGCCAGAAUAUCUGCCAUGCCCCUCAACCAGCCAGUGGAAAGACAUAGCAGCUGAUUUUUGGCGACUUUGGGACUUUCCAAACUGCGUUGGAAGCCUCUGUGCGAAACACGUCAACAUUAAGACGCCGCCAGCUCACGCCUCGAGAGAACCGAAGGGAUCGCUCUCUGUUCUCCUCAUGGCCACAUGUGAUGCCAGGCACCGCUUCACCACGUUGGACGUGGCCGCUUACGGGCGAGAUGGCGACAGCCAAUCGAAGCUGCUCGGACAGACGCUGAACCUGCCUCCCCCCGCUGCUCUCCCCGGCACUGAGACUCUGAUCCCCCACCUGAUGGCUGCUGAUGCUGCCUUCCCUCUACACAACAAUAUCAUGUGUCCCUUCCCUGGAGAGAAUUUGUGCAGAGAGAGGCAGACCUUCAACUACCGCCUGUCAAGAACCGUUCGGGCUUGUACUGUCCUCCACAAUUACCUGACCGUUAAUGAUGAAGCAAACACACCGGAGAUGCGCUACAUACCGCCACAUUUUCUGGACUCGGAGUCUGAUGGACUGGUGCAGCCCGGCGAGUGGCGCAACGGUGUGGCUGACAAUUCAAACCUGCAACCUUUACCACCUGCAGAGAUGGAUCCAGAGAGGACUACUUCAGAAGCUGUUUGUGUCAGAGAUAAACUGACUAAGUUCUUUAUGGAGCCAGCAGGAGCAGUACCGUGGCAGGGUGACAUUGUGGCACACUUGGCAGUCGCUCAAGAACCAAUUGAUUUUAUAGACUUCUAG